AUGUCUUCAUUCAUCAAAAAUGAUGAUAACGACAACGACGACGACGGGCUUAUAGAUCUGCUUGAUGAAAUCAAGUCUCUUGCACCAUCUCCACGUAUUUCGCCGGCUUCGCCGUCUCCAUUCGUCUCAUCUGCGAUACCACGUUCGUCCGAAGAAAUUCAUAUUUUACCUGAGGGAAACGACGAGCUGAUUUCGGAAAUUCCGAAAUGGCAAUACGCCCAGGCCGCGGCACUUGAAUAUUUUAGAUCCAAAUUCGCCAACCCAGUUUGCCGUUGUUUUUAA
Messenger RNA from Mitosporidium daphniae, 282 nucleotides. RefSeq lists its product as uncharacterized. Lineage: Eukaryota; Fungi; Microsporidia. The transcript has a single exon. The coding region runs from base 1 to 282 and encodes 93 amino acids. The record is from RefSeq and is a predicted model, not a curated record.